AUGGUCCUCGGACUGCUUGGCGUCGCCACCGCCGCGCCUUCGUGCGGCCCCGGGCAGUGGGUAAACCUCACCUCAAUCCCCCAGCCGCGUCAAGAGCACGCCACCGCCGCGAUAGGAGACUCCAUCAUCGCCAUUGUCGGCGGUCUCGUUCCGACGGCGAACAGCACGGCGACGACCGAUCUGGUGCAACUCUACGAUGUUGCCACGGACACCUGGCACACUGCCGCGCCCGCACCGCACAAGGUCAACCACGCAAAUGCGGCUGGGGUGGGCGACAGAUUGUAUUUGCUCGGCGGCCUGGUCGAGGCUCCUCUCUCGUCGGACCUGACCAUGAACUGGGUAGCCACUCGAGCCUGCUAUGUGUAUGAUCCUGCCGUGGAUGCCUGGAGUGAAAUUGCUCCGAUGCCGAGCGGCACCGAGAAGGGCAGCGCGGUGGUUGGGGUGCAUGAGGGGAUGAUCUACCUGGCUGGUGGAAUGACGGUGCUCCAGACAGGGUACCAGGAUGCGGUCACGAGUGUCGUUGCCUUCAACACCACCUCGGAAGCCUGGCAGCGACUCGAGGCCGCUGCAGCCGAGCUCCCGGAAAGCCGCCAACAUGCGGCCGGUGCGGUCAUUGGGAAUUCCUUCUAUGUGGUGGGUGGCCGACGGUACGGACAGCUCUACCACAAGGACACCGUCUUUGAGCUGGACCUGACAGACCUGGCAGCUGGUUGGAAGGUCAGCGCAGCUCGGAUGCCGGUUUCGCGCGGCGGUUUGUCGGGCGGUGCCGUUGGAGGCAACUUCUACGCAUUCGGUGGGGAAGGCAAUGUCGAUGCUGCCACGGGAGUGUUCAAUCAGACGGAGAGGUAUAGUCCCCUGUCGGUGCAGUGGACCGAAAUGGCGCCCAUGCCCGUCCCACGCCAUGGAACCCAGGCUAUCGGCAUGGGUGGCCGGAUUUAUAUUCCCGGGGGUGGGCUGCAGCAGGAUGGGAAGUCGGUCUCCGUCGGUGGUGGUCCGGUCAUCUUUCAGCAUCCUACCACUCACUUCGAUGCCUACUGCCCUUGA
Aspergillus fijiensis CBS 313.89 is the source of this 1044-nucleotide messenger RNA. Its product is annotated as Kelch repeat-containing protein. Gene Ontology annotation, molecular function: protein binding. The record is from RefSeq and is a predicted model, not a curated record. The transcript has a single exon. Bases 1 to 1044 code for a protein of 347 amino acids. Lineage: Eukaryota; Fungi; Ascomycota; Eurotiomycetes; Eurotiales; Aspergillaceae.